Baudoinia panamericana UAMH 10762 is the source of this 2090-nucleotide messenger RNA. RefSeq lists its product as uncharacterized. Lineage: Eukaryota; Fungi; Ascomycota; Dothideomycetes; Mycosphaerellales; Teratosphaeriaceae. Gene Ontology annotation, molecular function: transmembrane transporter activity. Bases 236 to 1909 code for a protein of 557 amino acids. The record is from RefSeq and is a predicted model, not a curated record. Gene Ontology annotation, cellular component: membrane. The transcript is spliced from 4 exons. Gene Ontology annotation, biological process: transmembrane transport.
AUACCAGCUGGUGUCGAGUGCGGGAAGCCAAUAGACAGACACGCAGUGCCGUGUCGGCGAUGCAACGCUAUUAGAUAAAGCCGCAGUUCUAAAAUAUUCAUUGCAUCACUCAUGGUCAACAAGACUUUCCAGCCACCAUUGUUACACUGACGACGGGUGAGACACGGCAUCUCGCUGAUGAAAGCCCACAUUCGAUAACCGAAGAUACACGGAGCUACUGGGUCAAGACCAGCUAAUGACACUCACAAAAACUGAGCAGGCAUUGCCGUCCGACACCCCACGGCCUGUCUCCGAGGCAGGAUCGUCUCGAGAACCUGAUAGCGCCUCUGUCAAUAUCCUCCUUGCUCCCAUUCGGCCCGAAGCCAGCCAUGCGCGCACUUCACCGCGCCCCAAGGACCUGGGCAGGCAGGCUUCCAACAAUCGUUUGGCAGAGGAAGCUGGCUCAGCAUCCACUCUCGACCAUCAGGGCGUCCCACCGGAGCUUGGCAGCCUCACGAAGGAAGUCAUCUUCGUACUGGUUUGCAGCAGCGGGCAGUUACUCUUCGCGUUCUUCUACGGCGAUGUUGUCGUCAAUCAACAGACCCUCAAAGUAGCCUUGGGGCUGCAGAACACUCAGCUACCGUGGCUGGUGGGCAGUUUCCUUGUCGCCAAUGGCCUCUCCGUUGUUGUUGCUGGCUCCCUUGCAGACCUACUUGCCCCAAAGCGGAUCGUUCUGGGUGCUCUCGUGUGGCAAGCGCUGUGGAACCUUGUUGGGGCUUUCUCUGUCACCCCAUCUCGGGUUGUGCUCUUUUUUAUCGUCCGCGCAAUGCAAGGCCUUUCAGUGGGUGUGCUCGUGUCAGGCAGCAUGAGCAUUCUCGGACGGGUAUAUGCACCUGGUCUGCGUAAAACACGAGUGUUCAGUGCUAUGGCAGCUGGUGCUCCGGUUGGAUUCUGGAUUGGCCUUCUCCAAGGCGGAGCGCUAUCGGCGCAUUUGCCGUGGAUCUUCGGCACCAACGCCAUGAUGAGUGUGCUGUUGUGCCUUGCAUCGCUAUAUACUAUUCCACCCAUGCAACCAGUCGCUGAUACGCCAGGGGCUGAUGUGCCAGGGCUGCGGCGCUUCGACUUCAAGGGAGCCGUCUGCGCAAUGGCUGGAUGUGUCUGCUUGCUCUUCGGUUUGACUCAAGGGCCGGCAGUCAACUGGGCACCUUACACGUACAGCUUGAUCAUCGUGGGGAUUCUACUGCUUGUGCUGUUCCCGUACAUCGAGAGCAAAGUCCCUCGUCCUAUUAUACCGACCCGUCUCUGGAAAACUCCAGGCUUUGCACCACUCAUGGCAGCCUACUUCCUCGGCUUCGGGGGGUUCAUUGGGCCGUGGCAAUUCUACGCGAUUCAGUUCUUCCUGCGCUUCCAGAACAAGCCCGCAAUCAUUGUUGCCCUGUACAUGCUACCGAACGCAAUCGUGGGAGUGGCUGCCACCUUCCUUGUCAGUCGCCUUCUUCACCUAAUUCCAGGCCACUACAUAUACAUUUCGGCCAUGCUAGCAUUUGCAUGUGGUCCGGCACUGUUCCUGCCCCAAACACCUAGCACACCUUAUUGGGCACUAAGCAUGCCUGGUGUCGCUCUUGCAACCUUCGGACCAGACCUAUCGUUCGCGGCGGCGUCCAUCUUUAUUACGUCGAAUGUGGCACGCAGCUACCAAGGCAGUGCCGGAAGCUUGCUAGCCACAAUACAAAACUUAUCUGCUGCCAUCAUGACGUCAGUAGGCGAUGCAAUCGGUGCCAAGGUGGAUCUUGGAGCUGAUGGUGAGAUUGGACUGAAGGGCAUUAAGGCUGCGUGGUGGUUCGCGCUUGCGGCGGCAUUGUCGGGUGCAGUGAUCACCGCAGUCUCCGUACGCAUACCGAAGGAAGAAGAGAAGGAGCACGUUACGUGAUAUAUAAAUGAAUGCAUGCAACGCAGACUCGUGAAUACCGAUGUGGUCCACGCAAUACGGCAGGUUCUUGAUUUAGCCUAGUCGAAUGUUGAGCAGCAAUUGGACUCCAAAAUGUUCCAUGCCCCAAAUGAUCGCGACAUUCUACGACCACAAGCCUAGCAGAGGGCGGAAGGCAAAUGAG